AUGGAGGCAAAUUCUGGGUACUCGAGUCAGAACGAAGAUGAGGCUGAAUCAGGGGAGUCUGGGGUCCUGAGAGGCAGAGACGUGAAACCCUCUAGAGCCAGCAAGGCCAAGGAGAAUGGCUCCGACAGUUUCAUGCACUCCAUGGAGCCACAGCUGGAGCAGCAAAUGGAAACCACCCAGAGCCUGGUGGACUCCUAUGUGGCCAUUGUCAACAAGACCGUGUGGGACCUCAUGGUUGGUCUCAUGCCCAAAACCACCAUGCGCCUCAUGAUCAACAAUACCAAGGAGUUCAUCUUCUUGGAGUUGCUGGCCAACGUGUACUCAUGUGGGGACCAGAGCACGCUGAUGGAGGAGUUGGCACAGUAG
Messenger RNA from Mandrillus leucophaeus (drill), 366 nucleotides. RefSeq names its product putative GED domain-containing protein DNM1P34. The record is from RefSeq and is a predicted model, not a curated record. The transcript has 3 exons. Bases 1 to 366 code for a protein of 121 amino acids. Gene Ontology annotation, molecular function: GTP binding; GTPase activity. NCBI's taxonomy places the organism in Eukaryota, Metazoa, Chordata, Mammalia, Primates, Cercopithecidae.